Messenger RNA from Tyto alba (common barn owl), 3950 nucleotides. It is a transcript of the gene PLEKHO1, whose product is annotated as pleckstrin homology domain containing O1. Gene Ontology annotation, cellular component: ruffle membrane; muscle cell projection membrane. Lineage: Eukaryota; Metazoa; Chordata; Aves; Strigiformes; Tytonidae. The transcript is spliced from 6 exons. The record is from RefSeq and is a predicted model, not a curated record. Gene Ontology annotation, biological process: regulation of myoblast fusion. The coding region runs from base 1057 to 1830 and encodes 257 amino acids.
CCAGUUGUUCGCUUUGCCUCUGCUCCCCCUGCCCUUGCCUUGCAAAAAAAAAAGAAGCCCCAACCAGAUCAAAACAAAACCAAACCCAGCACCCGUCUCUCCUUCUCUCCUUACUGCCCAGCGCCUCUCCUUCCUCUUCAAUUCACCAGGAGAUACUAUUCGCCGUUUAGUGCAGAGCGAUGUAGGCAGGCAGUUUUCAUUUUUGAUCACAAGGAAACGAUAAAAUACAGAGACACCAUCUAUCUGUCUCCCUGUCUGCUCUGUGCCGUAUGUGUGUGGCUGCUGUGCCCAGAGAUCUUAUCGCUGCCUCUGCAGAAAUCUUAAAUAUAAACCCAUACAUAGAUUUCGCCUCUAGGAUUAAUUGUUCAUAAAAGGCUCAAAAAUGCAAUUUUCACUGCAGUAAAAAAAAAAAAAAAAAAAAAAAUCAGCUGGUUUAAAUUCUCCCCAACACCCUCUUGUUCCUCUUUCCAUGUGCAAAUGCACGUUGUAUGAGGCGAAUAUAACGUAACAGCCUUUCUUAUAUAAUGCACAGAGUGGAACCCUGCCCGUGAUUUUUGCAUCGUGCCCUCGGGGCAACAGGAUGGAAACCAGCAAUCUGUGCAGCCAGAGAAGGUCGGCUGGGUGCGGAAAUUUUGCGGGAAAGGCAUUUUUAGGGAAAUCUGGAAAAACCGUUAUGUGGUUUUGAAGGGAGAUCAGCUUUACAUCUCGGAGAAGGAGGUAAAAGAUGAAAAAAACAUACAGGAAACGUUCGACCUGAGUGAUUAUGAGAAAUGUGAAGAGCUCAGGAAGUCCAAAAGCAGAAGCAAAAAGAACCACAGCAAAUUUACCCUCGCCCACUCCAGACAGCCUGGAAACACGGCACCAAAUCUGAUCUUCCUGGCUGUGAGUCCAGAAGAGAAAGAGUCCUGGAUUAAUGCCCUCAACUCUGCAAUCACACGUGCUAAAAACCGCAUCUUAGAUGAGGUUACUGUCGAGGAGGACAGCUAUCUCGCCCACCCAACACGAGACAGAGCAAAAAUACAGCACUCCCGACGCCCUCCAACACGGGGACAUUUGAUGGCUGUGGCAUCUACCUCAACGUCUGAUGGCAUGCUGACACUCGACCUGAUCCAGGAGGAAGACGCCUCUCCAGAGGAUCACAGCACCUGCGAAGAGAGUUUCCGGGUGGAUCUGGAUAAGUCAGUGGCACAUCUUACUGCUGGCCGACGCCGGUCGGAUUCAGAGAACGUCAAGUCGUCAGAGAAAGGCCGGACAGGGAGCCUCCCAAGACGGGAGGUGACCUCAUGGGACAGAUCUGGGCAGCGCAAUGAUUCCUUUGACAAAGGGACCAUGUACACACCACAGGUCCCCAAAAAGCUCUCACACUCGGAAAAGAAUAAAUGUGCCUCCAUGGAAGAAAUUCUGUCUCGACGGGACUCUUCCACGCACAGGGCGGUGCUGAGGAGGGGGCUGGAGGCUCAGUUUGCCUCAGCAGAACCAGAGCAGCUGUCCCGGAUACAAGAACUGGUUGCACUGAAACUGGAAAAAACUCAGGAACUGCUGACAGAGGUAAAGGGCUACGGGGAAGGCAAGAGAAAGACCAAGGAUUCCAACACCAGCACCACCACCACCACCUCUUCUUCCUCAUCAUCUUCCAAGUUGGACUCUGAAAGGAUCCUGCAGGAAUCUGAGAGGUUGCUGGGGGAGGCUUCCUCCACCUGGAGCCAAGCCAAGAGGGUGCUGCAGGAGAUCAAAGAGUUGAGGGACCUGUACAAACAGUUUGAACUGCAGCAGUCAGACUCAAAACCCAAACAGAUCUCACAGUCUCAGUACAGGAAGAGCAUGAUGUGAAGGCAAGCCUUGGGAUUGGGAGGGAGGGACAGGGGAAGGCGGCCAUUUGGUCUUUUUUUUAAUUAUUAUUAUUUACAGUGUUCAAAAGAGUGAAAAGGUGCCUGUUCUCAUCCAAAUUUGCUUCUCAGAGCUUGAACCGUUCCUUUCCUCCAUCACAUCCCCUGAUGAAACAACCCUGUGUUCCAAUAAAUUCAGUUACAGUUUAUACCUCCUUUUUUAAAGAGCACCCUUUGCACCACAGGCCCCCAACUUCUGUCAUGCUUGGAGGAUGGAAGAAAGCACCAGUUCCUAGAAAAUGCCCCUGCAUGCCUGGAGCAGCACGUGCAUAACAAUGGGGACAGAUGCUCUUGCGCUGUAUAAGCCCUGGCUUUGCUGCUCUAACGUCUGAGCUGUAUCCUGCAGUACAGCUCCUUGUCCAAGAGUCUCGUCUUGUUCCCUCACUGUCCUCUUGGAAAUAAAUGACAAAAAAAAGGCGUCCGUCCCAGCCAAAGCUUGGAAGUCCCCAUUAUCCAGGAACUGUUCUUGAAGAUGCUUGCAAAUUCAGGCUGACCUCAAGUUUUACGCGAGUCAUCAGAGGCGCUCGCUGGACUGCAGCUAGCGGGGUUCUGUCCUGGCACAGGUCCCUUUUGUGAACUCUUGGGGUCGGCAGCUGUUAUUCUUGUGGUACAUAUACAGCCCUCCAGAAGGAGGGCAACAGGUAUGCAAUCUGUGUUCAAACUAAUCCCGUCUGUCCGUUGAUGCUUUACAGAACCCCCUUGGCCCUGUGCAAUGGGAGUUAGCAGUUAUAUGUCUUCCUUUCUGUGCAAAUAGAGGAUCAAAGCCUUGAAUCUAACAGACAGCCCAGAUGGGUUGUUUGGAGGGGGGGUUGUUUUCUGGCUUUUCCAUUUUCAUUUCAUUCUUUUUUUUUUUUUCCCUUUUCUUUGAGCUGAGGGGAAAUGGAAAAAUCAGGGUUGUGUACAGGCGGCAGCCGGAAACCAAGAGCCAAAAGCAGUUUUGGUAGGUUUGAUUCUGCUCUCUCAUGCAUGCACAGGCUCCGUUUCUGCCAGUCAGACUGCAACAGAUAGUCCUUGUUGCUCCCCUAAGAUCAGAAUCAGGCCUACUGAAAUGAAAGCUGAGCCUGUACGAGAGCUCAAAUACCCUCAUCUUGGUGAUGCCAAGCACUUUGCUAAAUAGGUGGCUCAGUUUUCACGCCUUUGAGCAGAAAGGCAAGAAAGGAGGAUGUUAAGAUGUCUCACAGGGCUUAAAGUACACCAAUGUGGUAACAUCCAACUGUUACUUUUUUUUUAAAAAGGAAACCUACUUCCCUUACCUACAUUGCAAAUAAUCCAUGAAAAUAUUAAAACCAACAGAGUUAUUUCCUGGUUGCAGUUGGUGUUGUCUAUUUUCUGUGAAUGGUUGACCUCCCUUGGAAAGGAGAUUGGUUACUUUCACUUGGGUCUGGCCAGCGUUACUAUUCAGGCUCAUGUUGCAGAUGUAUAGUUGUCAGCGCUGCAAAGCAAGCAUUUCUGCCUUUCCUUCUCCCACUUUCCUGUUAGAAUUACUGGUAGAAUUAUUACUGGUGGCACAAGAUUCCUGAAGAUUUUAGUAUUUACAAACUUCAGAUCUGGCCCUUGCAACAAUCUUUUACUUGUUUCUGACUCUAGCACAGCUCUUUGCCUACUCUUAAAGGACAGUUUUGAAAAGGCAUCACUCGUUCACCUAAGCUCUUGUCACAGAGCUGCAUGCUACAACUGUCCAGGGAUGUACAUGUCACCUUUCCAGCAUUUUUGUUCUUUUUUCUUACCUUUUCUGUCACUUGAGGGAUCUGUUUGGAUGCAUCAGAGGGAAAAACAUAAUCCCUAAAAGAGAUUUCAAAAGCAUGCAUGUCAGCCACUCUGAUAAAACCCUCCCCAUUCAGGUCUUUGAUCGCGAGAACAAGAAAAAAUAUGCAAAUAUUUUCCAGAUGUGACAUUCAGCAUUAAAAUUAGACUUGUUUUCAAAAUAAGAAAGCUAGUCUAAAAACCCGGAGGUCUGAACUGCACUCUGCUGGGAUGGAUGUGUGUUGUGACUGGCCUACUGGACUGAUGUCAAAAUGUAAGCAUGAAAAUACACCUGAUCCUGACUGUACAGGGGUCAUUAAA